GGGCCUGGAGGGAGAGGCGCGGCCCCAGCCUGGCAACUGUUAGGCAAACAUGGAGAAGGGGGCGGAGCUCCGUCUCUGCCGUGGUGGGGGCAGGAGGUGCGGAGCUGCUUUUUUUGGCGCUGCCGAGCAAGCCUGUUCUGCGGUGGUGGGCAAGCGCGUUUCUUGGCUGUCGCGCCGAGGGGCGGUCCGGGCAACAUGAAUGAGGCUGAAGGCCUGCGGCAACGGCGUCCCGUGCGGCCUCAGGUGGUCACCGAGGAUAGCGCGGCACAGGAGACCAAAGAUGGCAGUACUUACAGCAACAAGGUAUUCCGUAUGACUUUCAUGACUCUGGCUGUAUUGCUAAUUAUUCCAUUAUUUGGAGCAAUAAUUUUUCUGGAUUGUCCAAUAGACCCUCAGCCUAUAAGCUUCAAAGAACCUCCUCUACUCACUGGCACAUUAGAGCCAAACUUUAAGCUCCGACAAGCAGAAAGGCUGUAUGAAAACCAGCUUGUUGGACCAGAAUCUAUUGCAAACAUUGGCGAUGUCUUAUUCACUGGUACUGCUGAUGGAAAAAUUCUGAAGAUUGAAAAUGGAGAAGUACACACAUUAGUCCGACUUGGACAUGGCCCCUGUAGAACCAGAGAAGAUGAACCCACUUGUGGGAGACCUCUUGGAAUCAGAGUUGGACCAAAUAAUACCCUUAUUGUAGCAGAUGCAUACUAUGGACUAUUUGAAAUUAAUCCUGUCUCAAGGGAAGUGAAACUGCUUGUGUCAUCCAAGACUCCCAUUGAGGGAAAGAAGAUGUCCUUUGUGAAUGAUCUUACCGUGACUCGCGAUGGAAGGAAAAUCUACUUUACUGACUCCAGUAGUAAGUGGCACAGAAAGGACUACUCCUUAUUAAUCAUGGAGGCUACAGAUGAUGGACGCUUACUUGAAUAUGACACAGUCACAAAGGAAGUGAAAGUCUUAAUGGAAGGGCUCAGGUUUGCAAAUGGCAUCCAGCUCUCACCUGCUGAAGACUUUGUGUUGGUGGCUGAAACAACUAUGGCAAGAAUACGGAGAUAUUAUGUAUCCGGCCUAAUGAAAGGUGGAGAAGACAUGUUUGUAGAAAAUAUGCCUGGCUUUCCAGAUAACAUACGGUUAAGCAGUACUGGCGGUUAUUGGAUUGCUAUGUCAGCUGUUCGGUCCAGUUCUAGAUUUUCUAUGAUGGAUUUCUUAUCUGAAAAACCAUGGAUUAAAAGGAUAAUAUUUAAGCUGCUCAGUCAAGAAACUGUGAUAAAAUUUGUGCCCAAGUACAGCCUUGUUGUAGAACUAAGCGAUACUGGAUCCUACAGAAGAAGCUUCCAUGAUCCUAAUGGAAUGGUGGCAACGUACAUAAGUGAAGCACAUGAACAUAAUGGACAUCUCUAUUUGGGUUCCUUCCGGUCUCCCUUUAUUUGCAGACUGAAUCUUGAAGACGUCUAACUGUUUGAGCGAAAGCAGUACCAUUGUUGUCUUGAAUUUCUCUAGAAGGGCAAAAGAGGGUUAGUCACCAAUUUUGGCCAAGAAAGAAGAAUUAAAUCACAAUCAGUCAUGACAAUUUUGGCCAAGAAAGAAGAAUUAAAUCACAAUCAGUCAUGAGCACUGUAGGCACUAUGUAAAUUGCAGGGUACAGAGUUUGACAGCUUCUUACGUUAAGCAUGCUAUAAAACUGGUGGACACAAUCUAUUAUCUUGUGCAACUUCCAUUCAGAUUGGUAGGCCUUGUGUAGAAGUUAUUCCUGGUGCAUUGCCCACAGUCUUUGGUAUCUUUACUUACUUUUAAAUAAGGUAAAUACAAAAUUACCUCAUGAACAUGAAAGUUGCUACAUCUAAUAAUGUUCCUUAGAAGCUGCUUCUACUACUGAAAAACAUUGUACAUAGAUAUGUCUGGUGAGCUUCUGUACUUCAGAUACUAUACAUCAUUGGACUUCUAAGUUGCCAGUCUUAAAUGAUGUCUUGCAUGCGUUUAUUUCCAACUUGGAUGCCUUUAUAGCCAUGUUUUUCUAAGCAUGUGUUAUAAAAAAAUCAUAUAAUUUAUAGAUCUAUUGAUAAACAAAUCAACUACAGGUAUAAUUCUAUUUUCGGUCAGAGUUCUUUUCUGCAUGGAUAAUUUUAAAGAUAUGAGCUCACUCCUGCGUGGCUCUCUAAAUCUGAAAAUGUCCCCUCAGAAUUAUAAAUAGAUACAAUUAACCUCGACAGAGCUUGUUCCAGAGUUUAAUUUUGCCUCUGAGCAAAUUAUUUGAUCAUUAGUACAAUUUUUUCAGGCAUAGGAAUGCUUUCAUAUCAUUAAAAUGCAAUGUGGGAAACAGCCUUUAAGCUCUUUUUAAAAAGUGUAUACCUGACUGAUAUAUGGUAUUGUGUUAAUUAAAGCUAUCAAUGGAGGCCUUUAUUUCUCUUCUGGCAUUGACCAAAAGUUGGCACUCAUCUACUCCUAAACACAAAUUGUUCAACUGUAUGUUAAUUGUAUGACUGAAAUAACUUUUUAAAGCACAUAAGCAACUGAACUUUUGCUACUUAAAAGUAUAUUUUAUGGUUUUAACACAUAAAGUUAUGUGUUUUUAUUAUUUGUGGAUAGUUCAAUUUUUUUUAAAGGUGCAAAGAUUUGCUCAGAAAAAUUUAAAUAUGUGUAAGGUUUUUAAGACUGAGUAAAACAAACCAAUUCUUGGCAGGUUUACUGAGUUAAUGCUAGGCAGCAUUUAAAAGAACAGGAACAAAUUUACGCUUUAUUAUAAAUUGUCUACCAAACAAAAAAUUAAAACAAAUUGUUUAAGAA
This is a messenger RNA of Rhineura floridana, 2772 nucleotides long. RefSeq names its product adipocyte plasma membrane associated protein (gene APMAP). Gene Ontology annotation, molecular function: strictosidine synthase activity. Gene Ontology annotation, biological process: biosynthetic process. Lineage: Eukaryota; Metazoa; Chordata; Lepidosauria; Squamata; Rhineuridae. The record is from RefSeq and is a predicted model, not a curated record. Bases 196 to 1443 code for a protein of 415 amino acids. The transcript is spliced from 9 exons.